This is a messenger RNA of Tetrahymena thermophila SB210, 2904 nucleotides long. RefSeq lists its product as hypothetical. The record is from RefSeq and is a predicted model, not a curated record. The transcript has 6 exons. Lineage: Eukaryota; Ciliophora; Oligohymenophorea; Hymenostomatida; Tetrahymenidae.
AUGAGUUUACAAAUACCUUAACAAUAGUUUAACUCUCUUUCAUCAAAAGCGCUUAAUUCUAUUUCAAAUAACAAUGAUAAUCUAAGCUCGACUGAAAGGUUGAAUACUAGUAGUAAUUAGAACCAAUAGAAGCAACAAGCUCUUCUCUUUACUCCAAAUAGCUAAAAUACUUAAAAAUCUAUGACUCCAUAGCCUCAUUUGUAGCAAUAAUUCCAGUAAGUAGGACUAGUUUCUCCAAAUAUUUACACUAAUAGCUCUUCAUUAUAGAAUAAUAAUGCAAAUAUAAAUACUUCAAAUAUGAGGUUUUAGAAAAACUUAAAUAGUUUGGCAUUUAACAAUCACAAUGACAUAAAGAAUUAAUAAACUUAGCUAAUAGUACAUCAUUAAAAUAACAGCAGCAAUAAUAGUGAGUCACUAUGUUCAGAUCUGAGAAGCUUUUUUCAGGACAACAUUAGUGGAAUAAAUAGUUAAUUUACAGGAACUCUUUCUGUAAAUAAAAACAAUAAUAACAAUUAUUCUAGCAUAAUUCAAGGAAGCAAAAAUGGUAGUAUGAAUAGUAAUUAGCAUCGCAUUUAAGUAAUGACUCCUUCUACUAAUGAUGAUAAAUCGAUACUUUCUUAAAAUAAUCACUUCAUAAGCACUAACCCUAAAUAAGUAGAUUUAAGCUCUUCUUCUUAAUCCCAUCAUAAUUAGCACUUGCUUCAUUCUCAAGUUCAUAGCAAAAAUGUCUCUCAAACAACACAAAUGUCUGUAUUUAACAACAGCGGCGAAAUAUCAUAAUUCAACUACUCUUCUCUAGGAAAUAACUAAAACUUUCAAUCAUAGAAUUAAAUGAGCAACAUAAGUUCUGUAAUUAAUAACAUAAACUUUGAAAAUGAUACUCUUUCAUCAUCAUAAUAGUAAAAUACUUCCAUAUCAAAUAUUAGCAAUACAUUAUAAGAAGCUAAAUGCAGAUUCCAUCCUUAUAAAAAGGUGAAGUAUUAAAUGAGCUAAAAUGAAAAUGAGAAAUUCUGCACUGCUUGCGCGUUAGAAUACGCAAAAUAAGGAUUGGAUGUAGAACCUAUUAUUAAGACUUAAUAAAAAGAGAUUAACUUAUACAUGAAUGAAAUGCUUAAUGUCAAAAAUAUUAAUGACAUGCUUAUGAAUUCUUUGGACUCCAAGCAAGAAUUUAUAAAAGAGCACAGUCGAAAACAGUCUCAAAUAGUCCAAGAUUUAUUUCUACAAAUUGAAAAAUUGAUCUAUGAACAAAAAACACAGCUACUGAGUUAAAUAAAUAACAAAAUGUGGGAGCAAAUAAAUUUAAUUGAACUGAAGAAAAACGACUCUAGGCUUUUCGAAUAAAAGCUACUUCUCAAGCAAUAAGAUAUUGAAAAAAACUAUCAAUAAAUCACUACUGCUAUGGGCGUUUCUGAAGUGAGAGAAAUUCUCUUUUUCUACAAUUCAGAACUGGACCAAAUAAAAACUAGCAUAAGCGACAUGUUUAAAAACACUUCUUUUGAUUUAAUUAAUCUUAACUAAAAUUAAAUAGCCUAGCAAAUUUAGAUUCUCUAAAAAUUUCUCCAAGAGGAAGUUUUCAAGCCCACAAUAACUCAAUCAACUCUUUAAGAAAGCAUUAAUUUAUUGUCUAACAAAAGCAAUUCUCCAUCAAAAAAUGAUAAAAAUUAAUUGUCUCGUUUCAUGAGUAACUAAGAUAAAAAGGGAUCUGGUAAAAAGCAGUAAUAUCAAUAACAAUAAAUAUAAAAUAAAACACUAGCUUAACAGCUUUAAAAUUAUCACAUUGAACAAUCUUAAUUACAACCUAAUGUAUAGAAAGUAAUUGAAUUAAAUUGUGCUAUGAAUAAAUAAAAUACAUAAUCAUAAAAUUUGUAAAAAUAAAAUUAUCAAUAAAAUGAAUAAAUGAACUUUAAUCAAUAAAAAGAACAGUAAUAAAUGUUUGCAACACAGUUAUAAUAAAAGCAACUCUAAUAACAAUAAUAGUAGUAAUAGUAAUACAAUGAAAUAGUAGAUACUUCUAUCAGCGAAAAACAACACACGUAAGAAAGCGAUGACUUAUCAUCUGCAUAAGGAAUAUACUUGAAUAUUUAGAACCAAAGCAAAAUUUCUAAUAAAAGUAACAUAAGCUCUCAUAAAAUAAUAAAUUAUUCAGACAUACAUGAUGAAUAAAACUUGAAUAUUUUAAAGGAUUCCUCUUCUCCUUCAACCUCAGCCAAAUAAAUCGUUAGAGAUUCAAAGGCUACUCCAGUAACUCAAGAAAAGAAACCAUUCUUCCCUUUCUAAUGCUUAAGUCCUCAGCAAACUUCAAAGGGAGAAGGAACUUUAAGAUAAUAAUACUCUAUUAGCAAAGAUAAUUAGCUCAAUUAAAGACAGAAACAGUUUAUUCAAACAGAACCAACUCACCUACCUUCUAAUAAAACUAAAUAAGGAAUCUCUAAGCCAGGCAAUUAUUAGAGAAAUUUGUUAAUGAAUGAUGAAAUAGCUACUUCAAACAACAGAUUUAAGUUUAAUUAAAAUCCCACCAAUAACUUCAGUCUCCUCACUCAUUUCAAUAAGUAAACAAACUCGAAUAUUUAAAAUUUAGUUGCAGUUCCUCAAAUUAACAAUAAACAAUAAGAGUAAGCCUAAAAUUUUACCAAUUAAUCUAAACUAAAUGCAAUUAACAACAUCCGCUAGCUCCAAAUAAAUUUAGUUGACUAGGAUAGUAAUUAAAAAUCACUGACCUCAAGACCUAUAAUUAUGAAUCAAAUCAACAAUAACCAGUAAUUUGCAAAUAGCUAAAAUCAGUAACCAAAUUUUGUGGCUUAAUUGAUUUAGUAAAAGCAAUAAUAGAAUACUUUAAAGAAUACACCAAAUUAUUAAUAAUUACAAAACAAUGAUUAUAACAGCAUGUCUUCAUUAAAAAAUUGA